Molecule: messenger RNA, 1727 nt
Organism: Amphimedon queenslandica
Lineage: Eukaryota; Metazoa; Porifera; Demospongiae; Haplosclerida; Niphatidae
Product: kelch domain-containing protein 1-like
Exons: 9
Coding region: 85-1521 (478 amino acids)
Molecular function (GO): protein binding
Source: RefSeq, a predicted model, not a curated record
AGGCCUAGUCCAAACACCUGAGCUGGCAGCCAUAGAGGUAGACUGUAGACAUAGUAUUUAUGCUGUAGAGGCCGUUCACUGGAGAUGUCAUCAAUCUAUCAACCAGUGAAGAGGAUUGGUCACUCUAGUGUGCAGGUAGGAGACUACCUGUACAUCUGGGGUGGUGGGGAACAACCUGGUCUCCCUGGAGUACACAAUAAUAAAGAGAAAAAAUCAAUGUGUUCUGUAGUGGAGGUCUGUCAUGUACCAACUGGUAUGUGGGUACAAAAGCCUACCACUGGUAACCCUCCACUUGGUGUUGAGGGAUAUACUGCUGCUGUCAUUAGAAAUGAGUUAUUCUUUUUCGGAGGCUAUUGUGGUCAUCUUGGCUGUUUUCAUAAUAGUUUAUACAGUUUUAAUGUUGAUACCUUUAAUUGGAAGGAACUUUCUCCUACUACAUCUCAUCACAGUCCUAUGAUGAAGGAUAACUGUGCCAUGGUUGCAUUAUGCUUAAAUGAUGAGGACUAUCUUGCAGUAAUUGGAGGAGCUGGAUCAUCUUCUAAUAAUACCCGACCACAACCUGGUGCCCAGUACAGUGGAGAUGGUGAUUUGCAACGUUGCAAUGAAGUACAUAUGUACAGAUUAAAAACUGGUAAAUGGACUUCACCAACUGUCACUGGAGACAGACCACCUCCUAUUAGUGCCUUCACUUUAACAUCAAUAACUAAUACCACUGCUAUAUUGUUUGGUGGUAAUUUUGGUGACAGAAGGUGUGAUGAUGUAUAUGUAUUUCAAUUUACUGAUACAUCUGUGAAUUGUACAAAGUUUCCUAAUCCUAGAGGAUCAGUACAAUGGCCUAAGGGGAGAAGUGAUCAUUCCAGUGUAUUGAUCAACUGUAGCUCAGGACCACACGUAGUAGUGGUGGGUGGAUUAGGUACCAAGGACUGUUGGUUGUUGAAUAACAAAAUGAAAUGGAAACAACUGACUUAUAUACCAGACAGUGUCACUGAUAGAUCUUUUCAUUCUCUCUCAGUUUGGAGUGAGACACCUACAACUCACUGGAUAAUUGAGUUUGGAGGAUGGAGAGAUGGUUCAUUUCUCAGUGAAACAAAAUUUAUUGAAAUCAUAUCGAGUACUGGUGACUUAGUAGUACAGUCAGUACUGGACAUUAAUGAAUAUCAGAAGAGAAGAGUACUGGAGGGACUUGCUAAAGUUCAUAUAACUAAAGAUCCUGCAUUAUAUAAAGACAUUCUGGACAAGAAGCCACAAACUUAUGACCUCCUUAGAUUAUUCAACAGUUCUGCUGCCCAUUACAAAGUUAUUGGUAUUGCAUUAUCAGUUCCAGUUCGUGACCUCUUACCAUAUCCAGAGGCUACUACUGAUAACCUAAUACUAGUGUUCCAGAGAUGGAUAGAGUCUGAUAAAGGAGUGACCUGGAGGAAAAUACUUCAAGUUUGUGAAGAUUAUCCAGACCAACUAGGACAAGCAAAAGCUGAAGUGAAAGGAUUCUUAUCAUCAGACCGAGCCCGUAAUAGUUAUUAAGAAUAACAUUGCCUGUGCCAGCUUGUGUGACUGUUUUUAUUGUUAUUAGACAAGUGUGCAUAGUUUAAUUUUUAUAUAUCCUUCUAGCUGAUUGUAUGGUUUUUUGCAAGUAACUCGUACUGGCCCUCUCAUAGUUGCAUGAAACUCUUUUCUGCUGUCAGUACUUGUGCAAUUUGUAUAAUAUUUGUUAAGUUUGUCAAGUAUCA